AUGGUGCCCAUGGCGGGCGGAUCACUACUGGCCCUAUCAGUCAUCGUCCUUGCGGCCGUCGUGUCGACCCUUCUGCUGGCGCCAGUGGCGGCCAAUGACAUUGACGCGCUCUCAGCCCUGAAGAGCGGCUUGAAGGACCCAAAUGGCGCGUUGAAGACCUGGGACCCGCAGUUGGUGGACCCUUGUACCUGGUUUCACAUCACCUGCGACGACCACAAACGCGUCACCUGCAUAGACCUUGGCCGCCAAAACCUGUCCGGACCUCUGGCACCGGAGCUUGGCCAACUGGACCGGCUACAAUAUUUGGAAGUUUAUGGCAACCGCUUGAGCGGCCCGAUCCCGAAGGAACUGGUUGGGCUGUCCAACCUGAAAGAUGCGGAUUUUUCAAACAACGACUUCUGCGGCCCGAUUCCGACCUCCGGACCGUUUCGGCACAUACCACGUCGUAGCUUUGCCAACAACCCGCGCCUGGGCAAGAAGUGCUAG
This is a messenger RNA of Triticum turgidum subsp. durum (durum wheat), 486 nucleotides long. The record is from the annotation of a GenBank genome assembly. NCBI's taxonomy places the organism in Eukaryota, Viridiplantae, Streptophyta, Magnoliopsida, Poales, Poaceae.